GAACCAUCAGAUACACGUUUCAAACAAUGUUCAAUGAUGUGGCUAACCGCAGGUAAACUUGAAAUUGAGAACACGUGGCAGACAGUAACAUGUGAUCGAAAAAAAGAACUAAUGUUGCACAUUUGCGAACAAAGAAAAGACGGCUCUCAGGAAAAACGGAAAGUCCAUUUAGCGGAUUGUUUUGAAUCUAGUGCAAGUCACUACAAGGGUAACGUAUCUAUAACCAGAUAUGGCCAUACCUGUCAAAGAUGGGACUCUCAGUUGCCAAACGAGCAUAAUUUCACUGACCAUGCUGACUUUCCGGAUGAAACACUCACUGACGCUUCUAAUCAUUGUCGUUCUCCUGACAACGAUCACACACCUUGGUGUUUCGUGAUGGAUUCUAUGAUAGUCUGGGAUUAUUGCGAAGUCAAAUUAUGUACCUCUGACGAAGAUAUUCAACCACCAAAAGAUCCGGUGACACUGUUUAGAUGUAAGAGUGGAGAAUGGAUGUCUCAUACAGUUGAAUGUAAUGGUAUCGCUGAAUGUUUGGAUAAAUCUGAUGAGGCUAACUGCACCACUGGCGAUACCACAUGUAAAGAUGACGAAUUUACAUGCACUGACGGGCGAUGUAUACACGUUUUUCAAAUUUGCGAUUUCAAUGCUGACUGUAAUGAUGCUUCCGAUGAAUUCUGUGUCUUCCCUGCCUGUGAUUAUGAAACAGAAUAUAGAUGUGACAGUGGACAGUGUAUAUCAAACGAAGAUAGAUGUGACUCGAUCAAACAAUGUACAGAUGGUAGCGACGAGAACUUCUGUGAAAAGUGCAACACCGACCGAGCAUUCCAAUGCGAUGAUAAAACAUGCAUUUCAAAACGGUUAAAAUGUGAUUUACAUACCGAUUGUUUGGACGGCGCAGACGAAGAUUCAGCUAUGUGUACACACAUAUACACAACAUGUGACGAUGUCUGGCAAGACGGAUUAACUGAAGAUGGAAUAUAUCCAAUAGGUGACGCCGGUUACAGAGCUCGAUGCAGUCUAAAUAGAACAUCUGGGUUCUUGUCUAUGGAAUUUUUAAACAACGACUGGAGGAGACUAGGAGAGAGGAAUUUUCAUAUAGACAUACCAGAUAGAUCCGUUCUGGAUGGUCCAAACGCUCAUGGAUAUCUUUGUACACAACAGUAUGAUAACGUCCCUCAUCGGGAUGUGCAGAGGACAAUGAUGAUAGAAAACUCUACCUUAGAGGCGAUUUCACACAUUUAUGAAUUAAACUUUGGAAGAAGAACGUACAGGCCAUUGUAUUACAAUUUUACUGUGAUACUAAGGAGUAUGACGCUGCGUUUACACGAUGGUUUUGAAAAUAGAAUUAAGAUCCACAACCUGAAGUGCAAGAAGGGUUUGGGUUUGUGGGAUACUACAUCAUUUUGUGAGAAAGGCCAGAAAUCAAGUAAACAAUAUCGUUGGUGUGAGUAUGGUAUUGAUGAAUUAUUUUACAUCGGCGACUCGUGUGACCAGAUGAAUGGAUGUGGUUUAAACAGAUGGAAUGAAAAUAUAUAUUGUUCAGUGGGAAAGUCUACUGAAUCUACAAAAGAGUGCCUAUAUGAUCUUGAUGAAAACGGCAUAACCACUGGGUGCCGAUCACUGAACCAUUUACAAAAUUGCGAAAACGUGUCCUGUCCUGCUCAACACUUUAAAUGUCCGGAGAGUUACUGUGUACCUUUGAUGUAUGUAUGCAAUGGUCGUAUCGAUUGUCCUGGAGGACAAGAUGAAACAUAUUGCGAAUGCAAAAGUACGGAUCGGAAAAAUGUCUUCAUAAUUGUGCCAAGUUCCGAUUUCAUUCCUUUUGAUCGAGCAAAUAUUUUGUUUGAAACUGCUACAAGACUUGGCGGGACUCUUUUCUCCAAAAACAGCAAAAUCAGAGUUCUUAAAAUGAGCAUAUCUCCAGAUCCAGAUGAAAGUCCAUAUAGGUUUGACAGUUCAGAUAUUGAAAGUAACAGCGAACAUCCUAAUUAUAUAUUUGAAAGAUAUGUUCUAAAUGAGACCGACAACCCUUUUCCUGGAACUUUUCAAGACGAAACAUCUGUCAUUCUCUGGCUGUCGGAUACUCUAGAUGCCACGGAGAGCGAAAAUUACAUCUUCAAAAUUUUAGAAAGUUCAAAGCGAUCUGGACCGUUGUUUAAGUAUCGGGUCGUUAUUGCACCUUUUGCACAAAAAGCGGUGUCAGUCAGGAACCAGGCGGCUGUUACAGAGUUGCUGAUUAGAGACUACAAUGUGCUCGGGACUUUGGCGGGAGCAAAAUUAUUUCCAGAUAUUUGCACAGGCCUGCCUGUUCAAUGUGCGAACAGAUACCGAUGCAGUCUGAGCAUGGUUUGCAUCCCGCAUGAACAAGUUUGUGACGGAAGACCACAUUGCCCAUACGGUGAUGACGAAGAACUUUGCAAUUUCACAUGCCCGGAUCAAUGUUUAUGUAAUCCAUAUAUCGUCAGUUGCACUAACGUUCACGUCAGUGGCGGGGCAAUUGAAAUUCCAGUGACAACUCGUGUUUUAGACGCUAGUAACACAACUUUGCUCGGCGUUGACAUUUUGACAAAACCGGGUCGCUAUAGAUUCCCCCUUCUUGUAAUGCUGAAUCUGUCAAGAUGUGGAAUCAUGAACUUAACAAAAUCUUCUUUCGAACAUUUCUUAAAUUUGUUGAAAUUGGAUAUAAGCUUCAAUAGAUUCACAAAACUGCCUCGUGAUGUAUUUGUAAAUUUACAGCUCCUUCAAGAAUUGCACCUUUCUGGAAACAAAGAGCUAACUGUUAUUGAACCAGGCGCAUUCAAUGGUCUUAAUAUUAAGUCACUAUCUAUAAAAUAUGCAGAUUUAGAAAUGUUAUACGCAGGAACAUUUGCUGGCCUAGCCCUGAAUGUGCUAGAUUUAUCAUCAAAUAACAUCAAGCGCGUUGAAGAUUUAGCAUUCAGUUCAUUGACUAGCCAGGAAAUAAACAUUAAAGAUAAUCCAUUGACAGAUUUCAGUAAGAGAAUGUUUGAUGGUGUGACUGGUGUUGAAAGUCUAUAUACGCCCGCUUAUAAGUAUUGCUGCGUUCGGCCUGUUUAUCUCAACGAGGAAAAAUGCCUUCCCUACAAAGACGAAUUUUCUUCUUGUAAUCUCCUCAUGAGGAACACGACACUACAAGUGAUGAUGUGGACAAUAAGUUCUAUGGCUCUGAUUGGUAACCUACUGUCAAUUGCGUAUCGACUUGUCUACGAUAAGAAGAGAUUAAAAAUUGGAUAUGGAAUAUUUGUUACAAAUUUAGCCAUUUCAGACUUGUUGAUGGGGAUGUAUAUGCUUAUAAUUGUUGUGGCUGACAAGGUAUUUAUGGACAGGUAUAUUGAUGUAGACGAAUACUGGAGGAACAGUGCGUGGUGCAAGUUUGCAGGUGUAAUAUCUACUCUAUCCUCAGAAGCAAGUGUACUAUUUGUGUGUCUCAUAACCAUAGAUAGAGUACUUGUUAUAAAGUUUCCCUUUGGCGAGUAUCGUUUGACGACGUUUUACACAGUGGUCGCUGUACUUAUUGUUUGGGCAUUAUCUUUCCUCAUUACUUUGUUACCUGUUCUGUCUGUGAAUUUCUUCCAAAACAAGGUCUACAGCGACUCCGGCGUAUGUCUCGCAUUACCACUGACACGUGACGGACGACCAGGUUGGCUGUGUGCAAUUUCAGUUUUCGUUGGAUUCAACCUGAUCACUUUUAUACUCAUUGCCGUUGGACAAAUACUAAUUUACACUCAAGGUCGGAAACACCCUUUGAAAAAGAAAAUUGGGAAUGUAUCACGUAGCAACGACUUGGAAAUAGCAAGAAAUCUCCUACUUCUUGUGACAACUGACUUCUUGUGCUGGGUUCCUGUCGGACUAAUAGAUGUUCUCACCUAACACACAGGAGCAAUCAUAUUCGGAUUCUUCAGAUGAAAAUGCAAAGAUUAUUCUGGGUAUUCUACCAUACGUCAUAUCGGAAAACAGCUUACAUUCCAACAGAAGCUGUAGUUUGAACAAAGCACUGAAGAUAAAGACAUUCUCAGCGGACGAAGUUGCUUACAUCACCCAUGUCGUCGUCAGUUACUUGGCUUUACUGCAUGAAAACGGACUGGUUCUCGACAACAAUAUAGAUGAGAAAAAUAUAAUACUGCAAUUUUCACCUGGUCUGCAGAUUACAAAUAAAGUGAAGAUUACAGGAUUUCCUAAGGGAACAAAACGAGGUGAUAAAGGAAACGAUAUACUCAAGAUUGGACUACUUACUAACAGACUUUUAAGGACUAUCGAAAUCAAGUAGAAACCAUUUGUGUUUAGAAUGCUGUAUUCCUAAAAAUUGAUGAUUCAGAACCUCUCGAAGUCAAACUUUUAUCCCAGUAAUCAAUCCAGUGACUAUGUGACAUACUGGUACUGAAUUUAAGUGUUACGUUUCGUCUGUAUACUGAAAGAAAUCUCUAAAUGGCAUCAUUCGUUUUCAAAGUAUAAAGUAAAAUACUAAACAUUAUCAAUAUUGAUUACAUUUUUAUAUUUUAUUGGUUCUCUUGUAUGAUAUUUGAGCAUCGUGUGGCUCACUUCAACUUUCAAACAAUGACUGUCACAGUUACCUGGUUGUUCAAAAUGUACCAGCGUUAAAUAUGUUCAAAGUCUUUUAAACGUUUUUUGCUGUACACAUUUUUAACAAAGGCGUUUGAUACAAAUAUCUAAUCUUUUACCGUGUUUGAUUUGGCAUGACAAGAAGUAUAUUCUAAAAGAAAAAACGUGCGUGGAUUUGAAUUGAACGGCCAUUAUCACUGGAGACAACAGUUAUUAUAUUUGAACUACCAUUAGUGUGAUAUCGCAUAACAUCUUGAAAUGUUUAAAAUUCAAUUAAUUAAAAUUUAAUUGCUGUAAGAAAUUUGCACUUUUAACUUUUAAUUAAAUUCGAUUGGUUUUGAGUUUUCUUUCUCAAGUUUUUAUAUGGCAUUGUUUAUUUUAAGUUUUGAACGUUGUGGUGUUAAUUUGAUGUUUCAUAAUAGUUUUGUCGUUGAUAUUUUCAUUUUUCUUUAAAUUGAUUUUUUCACCUUCUAUUUACCGGGAUACCUAAUGGCCAUAAAGAACACUUAUUGACCUGAUAUAGUCCAUAUCAGGUUAGUAAUUCAAUAUCAGGUUAGAAUUAAUCCAAUAAGGAUAUUGUAGUUUUAGCAUUUAUUCCAGUUUUGAUAAAUUCAUCGCAUACAGCAUUAAAGUAAUCGGCAAGGCAAAUUUAUUACUUGGUUUCUAGUGGUCUUAUAUUGGUUAUAUUCAUAUCACUUACGCCUGAUAUCGAUUUCUUUUGGUGGCGUAUAUCCCGCGUCCAUCCAUUACCAGACUAUGUAACCUAGCCAGUUAUGUGUGCAACGAUUGAAAAACAUUGCUUAAAUACAUUUAGCAAAACUCCUAACUGGUCACCUAACGGUUACAAAUAUAUUUUAUAGGGAUUUCCCGAUGUCAAAGGUUCUUCAUUAUACUUUGUAAUAUACAUAUGGUGAAUUUUUUGUCCAGUAAAUAACGUUUAAAGAGUCCAACAACAUAGAAAUUAGGUUUUCCAAUAAAAGAUGUUAAUGUAAACCGUGUAUUAUCCUAGAAAUAGCACGUAUGUAUGAAAAAGCAUACAUUUGACAAUGAAAAAGAAACAAUAUUUUUUAAAAUUACAUUUCUGUAAGUUACAAAUAUCAUGACUUUUUCUAGAUAUCUAGGUUUCAUCUUAUUUUGCAAAUUUCUUUAUUGUUCCAGACGUUAAUAUGCUUUUUAUUUAAAACGUUUUAUGCGCUUACAAAAUUAGGCAGAUUUUUUAUAUGUAACAGUGUCAAAG
This is a messenger RNA of Mercenaria mercenaria, 5812 nucleotides long. Its product is annotated as G-protein coupled receptor GRL101-like. Gene Ontology annotation, biological process: G protein-coupled receptor signaling pathway. Gene Ontology annotation, molecular function: protein binding; G protein-coupled receptor activity. Lineage: Eukaryota; Metazoa; Mollusca; Bivalvia; Venerida; Veneridae. The record is from RefSeq and is a predicted model, not a curated record. Bases 34 to 3885 code for a protein of 1283 amino acids. Gene Ontology annotation, cellular component: membrane. The transcript is spliced from 18 exons.